AUAUAUAAAUAAUCCAAACACCACAAAGAUCUUAAUCAUCUAACAAUGCAAUGAGUCAAUACAUGGAUAAGGACAGUGUGGUUUUGUUGGAUUUUUGGCCAAGCGUAUAUGGAAUGAGAGUGAAAAUUGCUUUGGAAGAGAAGGGAGUCUCAUAUGAAUGUAGACAAGAAGAUUUUCAAGAUAAAAGCUCUAUGCUUUUAGAGAUGAACCCGGUUUACAAAAUGAUACCGGUUUUGGUUCAUAAUGGAAAACCUAUAUGUGAAUCACUUAAUAUAGUUGAAUACAUUGAUGAAGCUUGGAAUCACAAACCUUCUCUUUUGCCCUUAGACCCUUACAAGCGAUCACAAGCUAAGUUUUGGGGAGAUUACAUUGACAAACAUGUAUACAGCAUUCGAAGGAAGCUAUGGAAAGGAAAGGUUGAAGAACAAGAGGAAGGUAAAAAGAAGUUUAUAGAAGGCUUGAAGACUCUAGAAGAUGAGCUUGGAGACAAGCCAUAUUUUGGUGGAGAUGAGUUUGGGUAUGUUGAUGUGGCUCUUAUACCCUUCACUAGUUGGUUUUACACUUACGAGAUAUAUGGGAAACUAAGCAUUGAGAAAGAGUGUCCUAAGCUUGUAGCUUGGGCCAAAAGGUGUAUGGAAAAAGAGAGUGUGGCAAAGUCACUUCCUCACCCUCACAAAAUCUAUGGUUUUGCAAUGCAAUAUAAACAGAAACAUAGACUUGAAUAGAGAUUUUGUUGGGAUUGCAUGGGGACCGGAGAAGAACUUUGUAAGAAGAAUAAUCAAACAUAAGAUUGAAAUAGUGUAUCAUAAAAUAUGAAUUAGAUUGGCAUCUAUUGUUAGUGUAAAAUAAAUUUAUGCUUAUUAUAUAAUAAUUAAUAUGUAAAAUAAGAUUAUGUUGUCA
Messenger RNA from Medicago truncatula (barrel medic), 900 nucleotides. Its product is annotated as probable glutathione S-transferase parA. The record is from RefSeq and is a predicted model, not a curated record. Gene Ontology annotation, molecular function: glutathione transferase activity. Gene Ontology annotation, cellular component: cytoplasm. Lineage: Eukaryota; Viridiplantae; Streptophyta; Magnoliopsida; Fabales; Fabaceae. Gene Ontology annotation, biological process: glutathione metabolic process. The transcript is spliced from 2 exons. The coding region runs from base 51 to 725 and encodes 224 amino acids.